Staurois parvus is the source of this 519-nucleotide messenger RNA. The record is from the annotation of a GenBank genome assembly. Lineage: Eukaryota; Metazoa; Chordata; Amphibia; Anura; Ranidae.
AUGUUAUUUAUCAAAGUUCCAUCUUUUCAGACAUCAGAGAUCUCACACGGGAGGAGAAGCCAUAUUCCUGUCCUGAGUGCGGGAAAUGUUUUUCAGAGAAGUACAGUCUUUACACACAUCAGAGAUCUCACACGGGGGAGAAGCCAUAUCCUUGUCCUGAGUGCGGGAAAUGUUUUUCACAGAAUUCCAGUCUGCACAAACAUAAGAGAUCACACACAGGGGAGAAGCCAUAUUCCUGUCCUGUGUGCGGGAAAUGUUUUUCGGAGCAUUCCAGUUUGUACAAAACAUCAGAGAACUCACACACGGGGGAGAAGCCAUAUUCCUGUCCUGAGUGUGGGAAAUGUUUUUCAGAGAAGUCCAUUCUACAAAAACAUCAAAGAUUUCACACAGGGGAGAAGCCGUAUUCCUGUCCUGAGUGUGGGAAAUGUUUUUCAAAGUCAUCAAAUCUUUACACACAUCAAAGAUCUCACACUGGGGAGAAGCUGUAUUCCUGUUCUGAGUGCGGGAAAUGUUUUAUAG